GAAACGCAGUCUUCAGCUUCAGCUAAAUCAUGAGCAACGAGUACGAUUAUCUGUUCAAGCUUUUGUUGAUCGGUGACUCCUCUGUUGGAAAAUCAUGCCUUCUUCUUCGAUUCGCUGAUGAUGCUUACAUUGACAGCUACAUAAGCACCAUUGGUGUUGACUUCAAAAUUAGAACGAUUGAGCAGGAUGGGAAGACGAUUAAGCUGCAAAUUUGGGAUACUGCUGGACAGGAGCGUUUCAGGACCAUCACUAGCAGCUACUACAGAGGAGCUCAUGGGAUCAUUAUUGUGUACGACUGUACUGAGAUGGAAAGCUUCAACAAUGUCAAGCAGUGGUUGAGUGAGAUCGAUAGAUAUGCUAAUGAGAGUGUAUGCAAGCUUCUAAUCGGUAACAAGAAUGAUAUGGUUGAAAAUAAAGUUGUUUCUACCGAAACUGGUAAGGCCUUAGCAGAUGAGCUAGGAAUUCCCUUUCUUGAGACCAGUGCCAAGGAUUCUAUCAACGUCGAACAAGCAUUCUUAACUAUUGCCGGCGAGAUCAAGAAGAAAAUGGGAAGCCAAACGAAUGCAAACAAGACAUCUGGUCCUGGAACUGUUCAAAUGAAAGGUCAGCCAAUCCAACAGAACAAUGGCGGUUGCUGCGGUCAGUAGUUUAAAAAAUGUUAUAUCAAAACUAUCUGAGACUCUUUUUGUCUUUUUCCUUUUUAACUAAGUGUUGUGAAAACCAAUGGCUGUCUAAAACAACUAAGAACUGUAAUAUUCCAUGUCACUGUGUCUUGAAUAAGCUAUGGUGUUAGUUGCAAGAUCCUUCUCUUUAAUAUAGUUCCAUCUUGACU
Molecule: messenger RNA, 832 nt
Organism: Arabidopsis arenosa
Lineage: Eukaryota; Viridiplantae; Streptophyta; Magnoliopsida; Brassicales; Brassicaceae
Source: the annotation of a GenBank genome assembly